Molecule: messenger RNA, 7227 nt
Organism: Aspergillus alliaceus
Lineage: Eukaryota; Fungi; Ascomycota; Eurotiomycetes; Eurotiales; Aspergillaceae
Gene: pyr2
Product: non-reducing polyketide synthase pyr2
Exons: 2
Coding region: 1-7227 (2408 amino acids)
Biological process (GO): secondary metabolite biosynthetic process; fatty acid biosynthetic process
Molecular function (GO): phosphopantetheine binding; 3-oxoacyl-[acyl-carrier-protein] synthase activity; fatty acid synthase activity
Source: RefSeq, a predicted model, not a curated record
AUGGCAGUGGAUGAACCUAUUGCUAUUGUUGGCAUAGGAUGUCGAUUCCCUGGGGGAUCCAGUUCGCCUCACCGACUGUGGGAGCUGCUGGUGAACCCAGGAGAUGUGGCGACAAAGGUCCCUGCAGACCGUUUCAACGUCGCUGCUUUUCACCAUCCACAUACCAGACAUCAUGGGACGACCUCAGUAUUGGAAUCAUACUUCCUGGACGAGAAUAUCCGGAGCUUUGACGCAUCCUUCUUUAAUAUCUCUCCUACGGAGGCAGCUGCAAUGGAUCCGCAGCAACGCCUCCUUCUGGAAACAGUAUACGAAUCUCUGGAUCGGGCAGGCUUGCGACUGGAGGAGCUCCAAGGCUCCCAAACGGGGGUCUUUUGUGGACUCAUGCGACACGACUACCAUCAUCUCCUCAUGGCCGAUAUGGAGACAAAUCCGCCUUAUGCAUUGGCUGGUACAGCAGGCUCGAUCCUGGCCAACCGUGUCUCCUAUUUCUUUGACUGGCAUGGGCCUUCGAUAACGAUUGACACUGCCUGUUCUUCUAGCUUGGUAGCUGUUCAUCUAGCCUGUGAAUCCCUGCGUAAAGGCGAGUGUUCGUUAGCGGUAGUUGGAGGCAGUAAUUUGAUAUUGAGUCCGGAUCCCUAUAUUUGGGAGUCGAAAAUGCAGCUGCUGUCGUCGACCAAUCGCUGCCAUAUGUGGGAUUCUAGUGCGAAUGGAUUUGCUUGUGGAGAAGGGGUGGCAUCUGUAGUGCUGAAGAGGCUGACUGAUGCCCUCAUCCAUGGGGACACGGUCGAAUGUGUUAUCCGGGCGACAGGAGUGAAUUCGGAUGGACGCAGUGCAGGAUUAGCCAUGCCCAACAGCAAUGCACAGAGCGCCUUGGUCCGGGCCACGUAUGCCCGUGCUGGACUUUGUCCCAAGCAAAACCCGCACGAUCGCUGCCAGUUCUUCGAAGCCCACGGUACAGGUACUCAGGCUGGUGACCCGCAAGAGGCAGCGGCUAUCCAAGAUGCGCUUUUCGGGUGCGAUGUGGACGAAAACAAACCAAAUAAUGAAACGAUUUAUGUCGGUUCCAUUAAAACUAUUAUUGGUCAUACCGCCGGUGCCGCAGGGCUAGCGGGACUUAUUCGUGCCUCGUUAGCUCUGCAGCAUGGUGUAAUUCCACCAAAUCUACAUUUCAACCGGCUGAGCGAUACUGUGGCACCAUAUACCGCUCAUUUGGAGGUCCCAACUCGGGCCAUUCCAUGGCCUGAUCUACCCAAUGGGGUUCCUCGACGUGUAUCCGUGAACUCGUUUGGUUUCGGAGGAACCAAUGCACACGCCAUACUGGAGAGCUUUCCCCAACCUGGCCGACAUUGCUUUACACAGGUCGAGCAAGUUCAUCAAUACCAACGGGCUUUGCUUCCAAUAGUCUUCUCUGCAGCAUCUCCAGUCUCCCUUGUUGAUCUGCUUGAAGAGUAUGUCCGGUGGCUCCAGAAUAACUCAAACGUAGACCUACUGGACUUGGCAUCAUCGCUAUUGUUGCGCCGGACAGCCUUACGAUACCAAAAAGCUUUCAUUGCAACAUCACCUGACGAGCUUCGGAUUAAGAUUCAGCAUGAGUUAAUGCUCAAUAUUAAAGACGCUCGACCGCCUAUCAUAUCCCGGCCUACGUGCGCGAGCAAAAUCUACAUUCUUGGUGUUUUCACCGGCCAAGGUGCACAGUGGCCACAGAUGAGCUUGGCGCUCAUCCAAAACUGCCCUAAAGCCCUUUCUCAAAUGCAAGAGUUGCAGCAGUCAUUGGAUGACCUGCCAGUUGAGUACCGUCCAGAUUUUACACUCUUAGACGAAUUGUCUGCGCCAGAGAGCCUAUCCCGCCUCGAAACAACCGCUAUAUCACUACCGCUACGGACAGCUCUUCAGAUCAUCCAGGUUGAUCUGCUUCGUGCCCUUGGGGUCACUUUCACGGCAGUGGUUGGGCAUUCGUCUGGGGAGAUUGCUGCAGCAUAUGCUGCUGGUAUCCUAAGUGCCUCGGAUGCAGUCCGAGUCGCACACCUUCGUGGUUUCGCCGUUAAACAUGCCGCCUCUCGCGGAAGGAUGAUAGCAGUGAAUUUGACCGAGCAUCAGGCGAAUGCCAUCUGUUCACAGUUGAUGUGGGAAAGCCAGGUGACAGUGGCAGCCUACAAUUCACCAUCCAAUGUCACCUUGUCCGGUGACCCGGGCACGGUGGACGAGCUCGCAUGGCUGCUGGGGAGCCUUGAGCGACAUCCUCACCGACUGAACACGGAUGUAGCCUAUCACUCACAUCAUAUGCAGCCAUGCGCAGAGCCCUAUCUGCAUGCCCUCAAAUCCUGCAAUGUAAAGGUGCGCCCGCCAUCCUCGGUGCAAUGGUUCUCUAGCGUGUACAAAGGCAGGGUGGUGAACGGCACCGAUUAUGCUCUGGACAGUAUAUAUUGGUGCGAGAACAUGCUGCGUCCGGUUCUAUUCUCUCAGGCUAUUUCGACCUGUCUAGAUCAAAUCCCUAAUCUUGACUUAAUAAUCGAGGUUGGCCCCCACCCUGCACUCCAAGGCUCGAUCCGACAGAUCCUGGAUGACACUCGCCCCGAGGGUUCAGGGGUGCCCUAUAUCGGGCUGGCUCAUCGAGGGGAGAAUUCGAUUCAGUCUAUGGCUGCAGCUAUCGGCACACUCUGGGUGGACCUUGGUGUGCGAGAUCUAAAGCUCCAGCGAUAUAUCCACCUGUUUGAACCAUUCCGAGAAUUGCGUUUCCUCAAAUCACUUCCAACAUACCCCUUCGAUCACCGUACAUCCUAUUGGGCUGAACCGCGUCUCUCCCAGGCCCGCCUACAUUGCCCUAUCCCACCACACCCAUUACUCGGCGUGCUUAGUGGCGAAUGCGGUCAGGAUGAAUGGCGGUGGAGAAACUAUCUCCGCCUGGAGGAGCUCCCCUGGCUUAGUGACAAUCGCGUCUUAUCAGAUAUCGUCUAUCCACCGAUGGGCUACAUUACCAUGGCCGUUGAGGCAGCACAAGUCGUCUCCCGAUCAAAGCCCGUGCAGCUUGUCGAAAUUCACUCAUUAAUCAUAGAGCGCACAAUCUCCAUUCCAGCAGAUGGGCCGGGUGUCGAGACCCUUUUCAAGAUCGAUAUUGAGUCUGCUGAUGAUGAUACAUUCUCUGGGAGAUUUCAGUGCCAGAUGGGCUGUGGCGUUACACUUCAAAAAUGUGCUUCUGGUGGGAUUAUCCUUGCACUGGGUGAAGCUGACCCGACAGCCUUACCGCCAAAGGAAGAAACUGUGUCCAUGUCACACCCGAUGAAUGUGGACGAGUUCUAUAGUCAGUUGCAAAUCGUCGGCGCCAAAUUCUCCGAUAGCUUCCGGGCAAUAAGUAAACUGACCCGACAACAUGGUGGCAUUCAAGGAGUGGCCAAGGUUCCCUCUCAUGAUCAGCCCACCUUUCAUCCAGUCAUAAUGACCACAGUGUUGCAGGCACUGUGGGGAGCCAUUAUGUCAGAUGAAGGGAGACUACCAGCAUUGCCGCUACCGACACAGAUCGAUUUAGUGACCAUCAACCCCUCCUGCUACAAUUCUGGACCUAUCUUCCUGGAAGCCUCUAUUACACGCAUGGGUGGUGUGUGUGGUAAUGUGUUCAUGUUCAACGGGCAAGGCGACGGCAUAGCCCAGCUAGAGGGUAUUCAUCUCGCUCCCUCCAAACCCAAAGGUAGUGAUGAUGAUCAAGCCUUGACUUUCGGAACGACUGUCUGGGGGCCGUUGAAUCCAGACCCCACCAUUGACUCCCCAGAGGAUCCACCAUACGCUCUCUCGAUCCAGGACCUACAGGCUCGUCUAGCCGUAUUAUAUCUUCGAGAUGUCCAAGCUCAGCUCACUGCACAGGACCGCGAGCGUCUCGACUCGCAUCGCAGCCGGUAUGUUGCAUGGAUGGAUUGUACAUUAUCCAUGAUUCGUGAUGGCACACAUCCGCAUUACACACGAGACUGGCUACAAGGGACCAUAGGUGAACUUGGCUCUGAAACAACAUCUCACGAAACUCUUAUCCAUGUCACACAUAUAGUAGGGCAGAGCCUCCUUCGGUUCCUAUGUGGCGAAGACGAAACGAUGCUCACGAAACUACGCAACGACGGCAGCGAUCUCCUGACCCGGUACUACCAGGAUGAUGAAGCAAUGUGUAUCAUGAGUGACAGGCUAGGCAAGGUAGUCAGUCAAAUUGUGUUCCGUGAUCCUCAACUACACAUCAUUGAGGUUGGUGCUGGCACAGGAUCCGCUACUCGCUCCGUAUUGUCCUCUAUCGGUCGGGAUUACCAUUCCUAUACGUAUACAGAUGUCUCUCCGGCCUUCUUUGAUGAGGCGUCCACAGCAUUCCACACUCAUGAAGAUCGCUUUGUCUACAAGGUGCUCGAUGUUGAACGCGACGUGACAGAUCAAGGCUUCCCCAUACAUAGCUACGACGUCGUCAUCGCAAGCAAUGUGCUGCAUGCUACUCGGUCCCUGCGUCGCACGCUGAUGAACAUAAGAAAGCUCGUAAAGCCAUCAGGUUAUCUGGUGCUUCUGGAGGGUACUGAUCCAGAUCGAGUCACGACUCCCUUUAUCUUCGGUGGAUUUGAAGGCUGGUGGCUGGGCGAGGAGGACGGACGGCUUUGUGGACCAUUGAUCCGACGUGAAGAAUGGGACGCCUUGUUACGGUGUACUGGAUUCGGUAGAUGUACUUCAUAUACGCCUACUAUUCAAGCCAACUUGACUGGUAUGUCUGUGAUAGUCUCACAGCCUACAGAUAGUCCUGCGAUCUCUGCGAUGGCGAUGGAUUUGCUGCUGGUAGGUGGUAGUACAGAGACCACAAGGAAGACCAUCCUGGAACUAGAGACAAUCCUCCGCGAAUCUUUCGUUCGAAUAUCCUCUUGCUCGAGUGUGGAUAAUUUUACGCCUGGUCCACGCGUUUCUCGGCUUGCUAUACUCUGUCUUGCCGACCUUGACCACCGCUCAGAGGAGACAAGAUGGCAAUGGCAGCACAUGCACUUGUUGAUGAAGGCAGCGAGCUGUCUACUAUGGGUUUCCCGUGAGAAGGACCCGCAUACUGGUGUGAGCAAAGGCCUCCUUCGAUCGCUUGCACUCGACUCCUCGUCUGGCCUACUGCAGCAUCUUGCUGUCUUCGAUUCGAUACCUAUCAAGGCUGAAAUGCUCGCUACCACACUAAUGAAUCUUGUUCGGAUAAAGAACGAAGGCCUUGAACGACCUGAGAUUGAACUAGGAUGGGAUGAGGGAAUCCUGAAAAUCCCGCGCAUUGUGCGUGAUCCGAGCAUCAAUCGACGACUACUCGCCAGCCGCAGUCCUCGCGUUUUUGAUGUGGUAGAUACCCGCGAGCAAGCUGUUGUCCAGAUAAUCUCGAGGGAGGGUCCAAAGAAAGAAAGAGUAAAUGUUUGUUUGACGGAUCCAAACAAUGCCACACUUCCUGCGGUAAAACAGUUCUCAAAUGAGUCUCUCGUUCGGUACCAAGUACAUUAUUGUACUCAGGCUGCACUGACAAUAGCAGAGACAUGCUCUCUCUUUCUGAUUGUCGGACAGAAUAUGACCACUGGCGCGCGACAGCUCGCCCUCUCAAUCUCUCAUGGUUCCAUAAUCUCGACACCAUUGUCUUGGACCUGGGAUGUCCCGGGUUUUGUUUCCAUUAAUGAUGAACCAAAAUUAUUAGCCGCUGUUGCAGCUACCGUUGUAGCUAUGGCGAUUGUCCAUCUCGCUGGUCAGUCUACAACAUUGUGGGUACAUGGACCGCAGGUAAUGGGGCCGAUAUUCACGGACGCGCUGGUGUCUAUCACGUCCGAUACACAGGGCAUGAUGAACCUUGUCUUAACUACGUCUCAGUGUGGGCUGCCUGAUUCCCGUGUGCUCUUCGUUCAUCCGCACAGCUCUAUGCAGACUCUGUCCCGCGUGCUACCGCGGAAUAUCUCGUCUGCAGUCCUGUUCGAUGAUGGACCACUUUCUCGACGAUCAAGUCUAGUACUGCCAGGCCGUGCUACCUUGCGAAGCUUUUCGGACUUCUGUCGGCCGUCGUCCAUUGCAGAAGAGAUGGACAUGCAGUUCGUCGCCAAUACUUUUAAAAAUGCCUGUGAAUUUGUCACGCAUACAGGGUAUGAGAAAGGAAGCUCGCCCCACAUUAUCUCUCCCAGAGAAAGACCAUCGGUCAACUCCCUGGAGGUUGUCAAUUGGCGGCACCCGACAAGGAUUGAAGCACAGAUUCUCCCUGCUAGUUCGCUGGUCAGUCUCUCGCCGACAAUGGCGUAUCUAGUGGUUAACAUGAACCGCGAAUUACGUCGACCAGUUAGCGAAUUCUUGGCUCAACAAGGAGCCCGACACCUUGUUUUGGUCGGUGAAUGGGCAGAUGAAGAUUCAGCGUGGAUAACCCAGCUCUCGAGGGAUGAAGUGCAAGUGACUGUAGUACAUACGAAAGCCAAACUCCAGAUAAGUCGCAUCCAAACCUAUAUGCCAAUAGGUGGAAUCAUUUAUGACGGGCUGAAGGACAAUCCGCAACAGGUGGCUGAGAAUACUCUCUUGCUGGAUGAGCUCUGCCGUAACGAUGUCGGAUUUUUCAUCCUUGUGGGAUCCCUGCUCGGACACAUCGGCUUCACGGGCAAUAACUACAUCAUUGCAAAUACUACCGGGGUCCUAUCGGGUGUUAUUUCUCGACGACGGCAAAGAGGCUAUAAGGGGAGUAUUCUUUAUUUGGGGGAGAAGAGCACAGCGGGAGACAUUAUUCUCUCAGAGAGGGAUAUACGUGAGGCCUUCUCAGAAGCAAUCCUUCUGGGGAGACCAGAGUCCAUAAACAACGGAGAAAUCUUUGCAGGUCUUCGCAAAAGUGAGAACUGGGAGUCGAUACCGAAGCUGUGCGCCUGGAGGGAGACCGGAACUGUACUACAAUGCGAAGCCAAAAACCAACCUGCAGGCCACGGCCAAACCCAGAAACUGGACGCCCCGGCACAGCUCGAGUUAGAGACGAGCGUGGAGGAAGCAAUGGAUAUCGUACUUGCGCUUGUCACGGAGAAGCUGCGCAGGAAGUUGGGACUCUCUGCCGAUGUCCCGCUUGGGCGUGAAACGCUCUUACAUGAACUAGGAAUGGACUCGCUUGUCGCAGUAGAUAUCCAUAGUUGGCUUUCGAGAGAGCUGGGAACUAAGGUUCCAGUCGUACAGAUUAUGGGAGCGGAUUCGAUUGGUAGCUUGGUCGACGAAGUUGUGAAGCUCAGGAAUGGCUUUAAAUAA